AUGGCGUCAACUUCGCUGCGUCCUCUAGCUGCCGAGCUCAGCUGCCUGUCUUCGUUGCGACUCGGGCGACGGACCCUGCACGGCACGAAGUCGUUGCUGGGCACUCAAACAGAACAGUGGCAUAAUACACUUUCCUCGUCGUCCCGCCAUGUCUACAGUACAAGGGUUAUCAAGACAGCAGGAAGGUCACGCGACACCUCAGUGAUUCAUCUGCCUCCGCCUUCUGUGCGACCAUAUGCGACUGAAGCAUCCGCUGUCAUCCCACCCACGACACCCUUUGCAAACCUCACCAUCGGCGUCCCCACCGAGAUAUUCCCAGGGGAGCGUCGCGUUGCGCUGACACCGCAGAAUGUCGCGCUCCUGCUCAAAAAGGGCUACUCCAAGGUUCUCAUCCAAAGCGGUGCGGGUGUCCAAGCCGAAUUCCUAGACGAAGCAUAUGAGACAGCCGGUGCUACCCUCGUCGACGAUGCGUCUGGUGUCUGGUCAUCAGCCGACAUUGUGCUCAAAGUCCGCAACCCGGCCAAGGAGGAGAUUGACAGCAUCAAAGCGAAGCAGACAAUCAUCUCGUUCCUCCAGCCGGCGCAGAACAAGGAGCUCGUGGACGCCAUUGCCGCCAGGCGCGCCACAAGUUUCGCCAUGGACAUGAUCCCCAGAAUAUCGAGGGCGCAGGUCUUUGACGCGCUGAGCUCCAUGGCCAACAUUGCCGGCUACAAGGCCGUGCUCGAGGCCUCCAACAAUUUUGGACGGUUCCUGACGGGCCAGGUGACGGCCGCCGGCAAGAUCCCACCGUGCAAAGUCUUGGUCAUUGGCGCUGGCGUUGCCGGGCUGAGUGCCAUAGCCACUGCGCGUCGCCUCGGUGCCGUGGUCAGGGGGUUCGACACUCGUCCCGCCACACGCGAGCAGGUCCAGUCGCUAGGUGCCGAGUUUGUCGAGGUCGAGCUCAAGGAAGAUGGCUCUGGCGCGGGCGGCUACGCCAAGGAGAUGAGCAAGGAGUUCAUCGAUGCCGAGAUGAAGCUGUUCAAGGAGCAGGCCAAAGAGGUCGACAUUAUCAUCACCACGGCUCUCAUCCCCGGCAAACCCGCGCCCAAGCUCAUCAAGAAGGAGGCCCUCGACGUGAUGAAGCCCGGCAGCGUCGUCGUCGACCUGGCCGCCGAGGCCGGCGGCAACUGCGAGGCUACUGUCAAGAACGAGCUCGCCAAGUACAAGGAGGUUAAGAUCAUCGGUUACACUGAUCUGCCCUCGCGUCUGCCGACCCAGUCGUCCACCUUGUACUCCAACAACAUCACCAAGUUCCUCUUGUCCAUGACACCCAAGGAAAAGGAGUUUGGCAUCGACCUAUCUGACGAAGUAGUCCGAGGUGCCAUUGUCACGCAAGCAGGCGAAGUCCUACCCCCUGCUGCGCGCCCUGCUCCUCCGCCGCCGGCACCUGCGCAACCUGCUGCUGCCGAGACCAAGGCUGAGGUGAAGGCAAUCACCCCGUUCCAGAAAGUGUCCCGCGAAGUCGCCGCCGUGACGGGCGGCAUGGGCACAGUGCUCGCGCUGGGCAAGUACACGAGCCCAUUGUUCAUGGGUAACGCUUUCACCUUCGCGCUGGCCUCUCUGAUUGGAUAUCGUGUCGUCUGGGGCGUCCAGCCUGCGCUUCACUCACCUCUGAUGAGCGUAACGAACGCUAUCUCUGGUAUGGUGGGUAUUGGUGGUUUGUUCAUCCUCGGAGGAGGGUACGUGCCCGAGACCAUCCCGCAGACAUUCGGUGCCUUAAGUGUGCUGCUCGCUUUCGUCAACGUUGGUGGAGGCUUCGUCGUCACCAAGCGCAUGCUAGACAUGUUUAAGCGUGCCACCGACCCCCCCGAGUAUCCCUGGCUGUAUGCGAUUCCAGCGACCCUGUUUGGAGGUGGCUUCCUUGCUGCAGCGUCGACUGGUGCCGCUGGUCUCGUGCAGGCGGGCUAUCUCGCGAGCACCGUCCUCUGCAUCGGCUCCCUCACCGGUCUCGCUUCGCAGACCACCGCUCGCAUGGGCAACAUGCUCGGCAUGCUCGGCGUCGGCUCAGGCGUGCUGGCCAGUCUGUUCGCAGCUGGCUUUUCGCCCGAGGUCUUGACUCAGUUUGGCGUGCUGGCAAGUCUGGGUACGCUCGCCGGCUUCCUCAUUGGCAAGCGCAUCACGCCGACCGAUCUCCCGCAGACGGUCGCGGCAUUGCAUUCUGUCGUUGGCCUGGCCGCGGUUCUGACCAGUGUCGGCAGUGUCAUGGCGCACAUCUCUGACCCUUCGACACUGCACAUGGUGACUGCGUAUCUUGGCGUCGUGAUAGGCGGCAUCACAUUUACAGGGUCCAUCAUUGCCUUCCUCAAGCUCGCUGGUCGCAUGAGGUCUAAGCCAGUCAGCAUCCCGGGGAAGCAUCUUCUGAAUGGCAGUCUUCUCACAGCGAAUGCGGCGACGAUGGGUGCAUUCGUGACCAUGGCGCCUGGAAGUCCCCUCAUAGCCGCUGGUGCCCUUGCGGGAAGCACUCUACUGAGUUUCAUCAAGGGAUACACCACCACCGCCGCCAUUGGCGGUGCCGACAUGCCCGUUGUCAUCACCGUGCUCAACGCGUACAGCGGCUUCGCCCUCGUAGCAGAGGGAUUCAUGCUCGACAACCCGCUUCUCACCAGCGUUGGCGCCUUGAUCGGCGUGUCAGGCUCCAUCCUUUCGUACAUCAUGUGUGUCGCCAUGAACCGCUCUCUGACCAACGUUCUCUUUGGUGGUAUGAGCGCACCGACGCAAGUGCAAGAGUACAAGCCUCAAGGACAGGUCACGCAGACCUCUGUCGAUGACCUGUCCGACGCACUGCUGCAGAGCGAGUCUGUCAUCUUCAUCGUGGGCUACGGCAUGGCGGUUGCCAAGGCGCAGUAUGCCAUUUCCGAGAUUGUCGCAAUGCUACGAAAGAAGGGCAUCACCGUUCGUUUCGCCAUUCACCCUGUCGCGGGUCGCAUGCCUGGGCAGUGCAACGUCCUGCUUGCCGAGGCCAGCGUGCCGUACGACAUUGUCCUGGAGAUGGACGAGAUCAACGACGACUUUCCCGAGACUGACUUGGCCGUGGUCAUUGGCGCCAAUGACACUGUCAACCCGAUCGCGAUGGAGAAGGGCAGCUCGAUCGAGGGCAUGCCUGUCCUGCACGCGUGGAAGGCCAAGCAGGUUGUCAUUAUGAAGAGAAGCCUGGGAAGCGGAUACGCCGACGUUCCGAACCCCAUGUUCUACAUGGAUAACGCCAAAAUGCUGUUUGGCGACGCAAAAGUGUCUUGCGAUGCUAUCAAGACCGCUGUAGAAAGCAAGCUCUAG
Messenger RNA from Emericellopsis cladophorae, 3312 nucleotides. Its product is annotated as NAD(P) transhydrogenase-like protein. The transcript has 7 exons. Gene Ontology annotation, biological process: proton transmembrane transport; NADPH regeneration. Gene Ontology annotation, cellular component: mitochondrial inner membrane. Gene Ontology annotation, molecular function: NADP binding; NAD binding. The record is from RefSeq and is a predicted model, not a curated record. NCBI's taxonomy places the organism in Eukaryota, Fungi, Ascomycota, Sordariomycetes, Hypocreales, Bionectriaceae. Bases 1 to 3312 code for a protein of 1103 amino acids.